AUGGCGGCUUGUUCACGCUUCUUCUUCAAAGACAGAGGCUUGCCUCUCUUCGCUCCUUCACGCUCCUCUAACAACUCAGCCAUCAAGAAAACAUCAUCCUCCGACGGUUUUACGGGGCCAAUGACACUCUUCUUUUCCUCCUCGUUGCUUAUCGCGUUCUUGACGGAGGUGGACGCCAUCAGCUUCGUGGAGUGCUCCCAUCUAGCCACAAACAGAAUCAUCAUUGUCUUCUUUUCUUCUCCUCUUCCACCAGCCGCGACCGUGAAAGAAGCAGAGAAAAAGAAACCCGACGGUGACAACAGAGCUCUUGGCGAGCUUCUCGGCGACAGAAGAGACGGUGAUCCCAAUGGAGACGGUGAUCCCAAGGGAGACGGCGGUAGAUCACCGGAGAAGUUGGAGGAGGAAGCCCGGAAAGCCGCCAGAACCCUACUCCCACGGCGGUUCCGGUGUUCAACACAAGGUUAG
This is a messenger RNA of Arabis nemorensis, 465 nucleotides long. The record is from the annotation of a GenBank genome assembly. Lineage: Eukaryota; Viridiplantae; Streptophyta; Magnoliopsida; Brassicales; Brassicaceae.